Antechinus flavipes (yellow-footed antechinus) is the source of this 4046-nucleotide messenger RNA. RefSeq names its product keratin 32 (gene KRT32). The record is from RefSeq and is a predicted model, not a curated record. Lineage: Eukaryota; Metazoa; Chordata; Mammalia; Dasyuromorphia; Dasyuridae. Gene Ontology annotation, molecular function: structural molecule activity.
CCUCAUACCAUGACAUCUAACUGCUGUGUCACUACCACUAGUUCUCUGGGGACUGGCAAAAGCUGUACCAGAGCUGCCUCAGUCUGUUCCACUGGCAUGAGCUGCCGACCUGAGGCCUGCAUGUCCUACGUCUGCCAGCCCAUGGGCUAUGUGCCCAGUGUCUGCCUGCCUACUACCUACCGGCCAACCAGCUGCCUCUCCAAGACCUACUUGUCAUCUUCCUGUCGACCAAGCAGCUGUCGUCCAUCCUGCUCUUUACCAGGAAGCUGUGGCAUCCCUUGUUCUGUGGGGGGCUGCAACUGGUACUGUGAGGGCGUCUUCAAUGGCAAUGAGAAGGAGACCAUGCAGUUCCUCAAUGACCGCUUGGCCAACUAUCUGGAGAAAGUGCGCCAGUUGGAACAAGAGAAUGCUAACCUGGAGAGUAAGAUUCAAGAAGCCUGCCAAUCUCAAAUGCCCACCAUGUGUCCUGAUUAUCAAUCUUAUUUCAGGACUAUUGAGGAACUCCAGCAGAAGGUUCUGUGCACCAAGGCAGAAAAUGCCAGGAUGGUUGUGCAGAUUGACAAUGCUAAGCUGGCUGCAGAUGAUUUCAGAACCAAGUAUGAGACAGAGGUGUCCCUGCGCCAACUGGUUGCUGACAUCAAUGGUCUGCGUAGAAUCCUGGAUGAACUGACUUUGUGCAAGGCUGACCUGGAGGCCCAAGUGGAGUCCCUGAAGGAGGAGUUGCUCUGCCUCAAGAAGAAUCACGAAGAGGAAGUCAAUGCACUUCGCUGUCAACUUGGGGACCGGCUCAACAUUGCAGUGGAUGCCGCUCCUCCAGUUGACCUGAACAGGAUGCUGGAAGAGAUGAGAUGCCAGUAUGAGACUGUGGUGGAGAACAAUCGCAGAGAUGUGGAGGAGUGGUUCAAUGCUCAGAUGGAGGAACUUAACCAGCAAGUGACCACAAGCUCGGAGCAGCUCCAGAGCUACCAAUCAGACAUCAUUGAUCUGAGGCGUGCCAUUAAUGCUCUGGAGAUUGAACUGCAGGCCCAGCAUAGCAUGAGAGAUUCUCUGGAAAAUACUCUAAAUGAAACAGAAGCCCGCUACAGUUCUCAGCUGGCUCAGAUGCAGUGUAUGAUCACUAAUGUGGAGUCCCAGUUGGCUGACAUUCGCUGUGAUCUGGAGAGGCAGAACCAGGAAUAUAAAAUUCUCUUGGAUGUCAAGGCUCGCCUGGAGUGUGAGAUUGCCACAUAUCAAAGCCUUCUGGAGAGUGAAGACUGCAAACUUCCCUGUAAUCCAUGUACCACUCCCUCUUCCUGUACUCCAUGUGUACCCCGAACCAUCUGUGUACCCCGCACUGUCUGUGUGCCAUGCACGCCUUGCACCCCGAUGAGCCGGUACUGAAGUCUUCAUUGAAAUAAAGGAGAAUUCAAGUUAGAUAAAAUUUUUGGUGUCUCUUGAGACCUCUGGCCAAUCAAGAUCAAUAAGAUAGCAUGCACAAUGCCUGGCAGAUGACUGAAGCUUCCUCAACGAGAUGUUAUCACACACUAAGUUUUUAUCCUCCAAACUGUACAUUUUGUCUUUUCCUUGGUUGAAACAUAUUUCCAUCAGAGUGGUUUCCAUUUUCUUUGCUAUUUCAGAACUUCCAGAGAGAAGUUAGUUCCAGCUGCUAAUUGGGUAAUAAAGAAAGCUAUCUUCAGGGACUCAACAAACACAAAUUUCUGUCUAAGUCAUUUGUAUGGCUGUAUUCCUUGGGCAGGUUUGUGCCUUUGGAUUCCUAAGAAUGGGUUAGCAUAACUUCUGAUUUCAGUCAAUUCACAAGUAUUUGGUGAGAAUUUACAAUGUGACCCUAUAUCAGGUGCUGGGAAGAUAUGGGAUGGAGUAAAGGAGACAAAACAAAAAUGAUUUAUGAUUUUGGCUUACAGUAAGUUAUAAUAUAAAUACACCUGUAAAAAGACUUCAAACAAACUGAAAACCAAAUACCAACAACCCCAAACAAAACAACAAAUAUUACAACAUAAAGUCAUAACUGUCAAGUACCUAAUAAAUAACAUGGCAUGGUAGAAAGGAAUAUUCUAUCUCAAGUCAGAUGUAUAAUAGGCUUCUUGUCUCUGUUCCAGUGUUUACUAGAGCAUGGGGUCUCAAUUUCUCUAUAGAAUGAGGAUGUUGGACUAGAUUUAAGGACCCUUCCAAUCCUAAAUUUGAUCCAGAUGUAGGUGGGAUAAGAGGGCUGAAGAAGAAGCUGCUUGGAAUAUUCAGAGAAAGCUUUGGCGUAGAUAAGAUUUGAAGAGGGUUGAAGAGAUGGAAAGAAGGAUUUUUGACUUCAGAAUAAGAGCUGAGUAUUCCAGGUGGGCCAAGGGGCAUGAGAAAAGAUAUGUGGGGAGGAAAGCACAAAGUAUUCUGGAUAAGAAAAUUAGUAUGGGUAGAGUGGAGAUCUUCUGUAGGGGAGUAAUCAAAAAUAAGUCUCUAACAAUAGAUUGGGUGUGGUGAUUCAAGGCAAUUCUAAUAGACUAGUGAUGGAAAGCACCAUCUGCAUCUAGAGAGAGAACUAUGGAGACUGAAUGUGGAUCAAAGCACAGAAUUUUCAUCUUGGGUUUUUUUUUUAAUGUUGUUGUUUUUUCUUUUUAGUAUUUUUUCCCCUUUGAAGUGAUUUUUCUUGCUCAGCAUGAUGAAUAUGAAAAUAUGUUUAGAAGAAUUGCACAUAUUUAACUUAUAUUGGAUUGCUUGCUUUCUUGGGGAGGGUGAAGGAGGGGAGAGAGGGAGAAAAAUUUGAAAAACAAAUUAUUGCUAAGGUGAAUGUUGAAAAUUAUCUUUGCAUGUAUUUGGAAAAAAUAAAAUAUUAUUAAAAAAAAGAUUGAUUGGGUCCAGGCAAUUGAAGAUCUUGAGUGUUAGGUUGCAGAUCUUGAAUUUUAUCUUAUGGAUAACGGGGAGGCUUUUAAAGGUUUUGAGCUGGAAAAGGAGAAUAUAAAAACAAUACUUUCCCAAGUGGGAUUGAAGAGGGAAGAGAUUAGUUAGGAGGUAUUAGUAGUAAUUCUGAUGUGAGGUGAUGAGGGUGUGGACUAGGGUGGUGAUGAGAUUUAAGGGACUUGGUGAAAGAUGAACCAACAGAGCUUUGCACUAAUUGAUAGGUUGGGGUAGUGAAAGGAAGAAGAGAAUUAACGGAAUCUUUGGAAAAGGUAGAGAUUACUAAUGUUACUUUGAAACAGCUAUUAAAAUGCACCACACAAUAAGCAGGGAUCAUGUUUCUAUUCAGAUUUUGCUCUCUGACCUUCCCAAAUAGUUUGAAUAAUAUCUUACACUGCUUGAGGUGUUCCAAGAACAAAUUUACACGCAAUGUUUGGCAAUUGAGGCCAUCUACCUAAAAGAUGGUAACAAAAGCAUGCUUUGCUUGGCCAAUCUACAUAUAGUCAUUAAUUUCAUGGUAAAAUGAAAUUGAUAACUUGGAAUAGGGGGUGAGAAUAGCUGUGGUUAUGCAACAGAAGGUCUGAAUUUAGGAGAAUUUGGUACAAUGGAAAGAGUCUUACCUAGCUUUGCAGUCAGAGAGUGUUGCCGCUCAGUCUUUUUCAGUCAUGUUUGAUCCAAAUGGAGUUUUCGUGGCAAAGACAUUUAAGUUGUUUGCCAUUUCCUUCUCCAGCUCAUUUUACAGAUGAGGAAACUGAGGCAAACAGUGUUAAGUGACUUUCCCAGGAUCACAUACCUAGGAAGUAAGUAUCUGAGGCCAUAUUUGAACUCAAAUCUUCCUGCUUCUAGGCUGAUACUCUAUUUACUAUGCCACCUAUCUAGUCAGAGUACCUAACUUCACAUACCCUUUCUAGGCUUUACUAAACUAAGGGAGUAGGAUAAUAUGGCCUUUGAGGUCCUUCCAAGCUUUAGGCUGGUGAUUCAAUGAUUUGUUUAUGAAUUCAAGCAUGGACACCACAAACUUAAAGACAUUGGGUAAGAUACCUAAUCUCUAUUGGCUUCAUUUUCACCAUUAGUAAAAGUGAGGAGAUUAAAAAGGAUGAUUUCUGAGAUCUCUGUCAGCUCUAAAUCUUUGUUCUAAUGAUCCUGGCUAAUUGAGCAUGAAUUUU